AUGCAAAACCAGAAGAGAACUAUAGACGAAGUUGACAGGGAAGUCUCGACAUUAAUAAGGGAAGGCGAUGCCGCCAUUGAUAAACAAAACCAAACUAAGCGGAGGAAAAGGUUUGCACCAAUGACUCAAUAUCCAAGUGGAGGAGGUGAAGAAGUUGUUUCUGGUGGACCACCUGCUGGAUAUAUUAAAAGGAUCACAUUAAAAAAUUUCAUGUGUCACGAGCAUUUUGAGCUAGAUUUUGGUCCAUGUCUAAAUUUUAUAGUUGGAAGUAACGGUUCAGGGAAAUCUGCAAUUUUGACUGCAAUUACAAUUGUGUUUGGUGCAAAGGCAAUGGAUACCAAUAGGGGCACGAGCUUAAAAUCACUUAUUCGAGAAGGCUUCAAUACUGCGAAAAUUACCAUUGCGCUUGCUAAUACAGGGUUGGGAGCAUUUGAGCAAGGACUUUAUGGAGAUGAGAUCAUUAUAGAAAGGAUUUUGAAGCGGGAUGGCCAAAGCAGCCAAUUCUCUAUCAAAUCAGAGAACUACAAGGAAAUAAGCAACAAAAAGCGGGAUUUGCAAAGGAUUGUUGACUAUUUUUCUAUCUUGGUUCUUAAUCCAAUGUGCUUUUUAUCGCAAGAUGCUGCACGUUCAUUUGUAACAGCAUCCACUCCACAAGAUAAAUUUAGACAUUUCAUGCGAGGAACACUACUUGAAGAGAUCGAUUUAAAUUUGAAAAAAGCUGAAACCAUUUUAAAGAGCUCUAAAAGCAAUCUAGACUUCCAUGGAGAGAACCUCAAGGCUUUAAAGGAGGAUUACGAGAAAGCCAAACGUUUAUUCAACGAGAUAUAUAGCACACAUGACUGGAGUGAACGGAAGAAGGUACUACAAGGCAAGUUAUGCUGGUUAACCUACAAGGAAAAUGAGAAGCGCCUUCAUAAAUUGCAACAUAGGUCGGAUGAGGUCUCCCAAAAAAUUACUUCAUGUGAUGAAAAGGUGGAGGAGAGAAAACUUAAGAUAAAGCGGUACAAGUCAGAUCAGGAUGCCGCCCAUCAAGAGGUUGAUGACAAAAUGAAUGAGUUACAUGAAUGCCAAGUCAAAUAUGGAGAGAAUGAACAGGAAUUGAGAUCUUUCAAGCAUAAACAUGAAGUGCUUAAGGAAGAGCGGAAAAAAGUUGAGAAAGAAAUUGCAUCAUUAGAGAAUUCGCUAGUGUCACAUAAGCAGCAAGUUCAAAAACUGGAGAAGGAAAUAGCGGAAGCUCUGGGAGGAAAUAAGGAGCAAAUGAUUAUAGAGAAAAAUAACCUUGACUCCAAGAUAAAUGAACUAAAAAAGUUGCUGCCAACGUUGGAAGAAAAAAUCCAGCAGUAUAGAGAGAGAGAAUCUGAACUUUCUCACCAAAGUAAUAUUAGCACUCAGCAACUGCAGACUUCUCUCAGGAUAAAAAAACAAGAACUACGUGAUUAUAAUCAACGUGGCAGUAAUGAUAGGUAUUCCGUUUUUUCUCGAAACAUGGGAAAGGUAUUGUCUGAGAUCAGAAAUAGACACCGAGAUUUCUCUUCUCCUCCAAUUGGUCCGUUAGGUACUGAUGUAUCCAUUAAACCAGGUUAUGAGAAAUGGGCACGCCCCAUUCAAUCAAUUAUUGGCCAUUCCUUAGCCGGCUUUAUUGUAGCAACUUCAAAGGAUGGAAGCAUUUUGAGGCAGAUUUUGAGAAGAUACCCAGAUACCAAAAAUAUCAGUAUUACCACUUAUAAGUUAAGUUACUUUGAUUAUUCUCAGGGGAAAGCAAGAACGAAGUACCCAGCGAUUGUGGAUGUGUUAGAGUUUUCUCGCAAAGAAAUCGAGUGCUUGUUUGUCGACCAACAUAGGAUAGAGAGUAUUGUGCUGGUCGAAAACAAGGAUGAAGCUUAUAGUCUUUUGAAAACUCACCCUCAAAAUACAGCAAGGGUCCUAUCAUUGAAGGAUAAUAGAACAGGGUUUCAGUCUUCAAUGGCUGCAUCUGGAGGUUUCCGAUUAGAUACAAUAGAAUAUCAGCAGCAUUUGCUGUUUUCUCAUAGUUCAGGUAACGACAGUGAUCUACAAUACUUGCAAUCUGUCAUAAUAGAGGAGGAAGCAGAAUUAAAUCGAUGCAAAGAGCAUUAUAAUAGGCUUCUUUCUACUUCUAAAGAGGAAAGGAAAGCAUUAGAAAAUGAGAUGCGCGAGUUAAGAGGUAGUAUCACUAAAAUGGAACUACAAAGUAAACAGUUAAAGGUCAAGAUUGAGAAAGAAGUAGAUAGCGGCGCCUUAGAUGCUCAUAAAGCCGCCAUAGAUAUCGAGUCCUCCCAGAUAGCCCAACAUCGCGGCGCUAUUGACGCAAUAAAUGACCAAAUAAUCCAAUUGAAAGAUGAAAUUGAACCAUAUAAGGAGAGUCAUGAUGCUGCAAGGCAAGCUUUAAAUACUGUAAAGAGAGAGUUGGAAGAUUUAAAAGAGGUUAUUCGUAUUAGAUCGCAAAGGAUAGAAAAGAUGACGGAUGAUAUAAAUUCGUACCGCAAAAGGAAGGACGCAUACAUCGAAGAGAACGAGGGGCUCCAAAAAAAUAUUGAGUCCUUCAAUUCGGUGCUUACAUCUUUAAGAGCAGAUGCCGAGCUUCAUUGUACGGAAGCACAGGCCUAUCAUAGUGACAUACCAUCUACUGAGGACGAAGUAAAAGCCGAGAUUAAGAUUGCAGAGAGGCAUAUAAAGCAUGCUGAGCGAAGGGUUGGGAUGACACAGGAAGAGGUAGCACAUUUACUUGAGCAAUCAAAAGAGAAGUUUUAUGACGCCCAAGAAAAAUACGCAGCUGUAGAUAAAGCAUUAUGGAUUUUACAUGAAUCACUUGAAAAAAGAAGAAUGACAUUAAUGAAUAAUAUUAAAGCUACAUGUCGCGAGGCAGAUUCUGACUUCAGAUCAACAAUCCGAGUACGGAAUGGGUUUUCUGGCGCCUUAAAUUUCGAUACACCUGGGUCUUUAAUUGUCUUGGUUAAAACCACCAACGAUGAAACCCCAAGAAAUGUCGAUACUCUUUCUGGAGGGGAAAAGUCAUUUUCCCAAAUUGCGUUACUGUUAUCAACAUGGAGUACUAUGAGAGCUAGAAUAAUUGCUCUUGACGAGUUCGAUGUGUUUAUGGAUCAGGUAAAUCGUACCAUCGGUACAAAAAUGAUUAUGAAGAAGCUUUCCAGUAAUAUCAGGACUCAAACUAUUAUAAUUACGCCGCAAGAUAUUGGUAAAAUUGCCGACGUUUCAAAUACUGGUAUUAAAAUCCAUAAAAUGCGUGACCCGGAAAGGCGUAAUAACUCUAACUACUAUACCGCAUAA
Eremothecium sinecaudum is the source of this 3306-nucleotide messenger RNA. RefSeq names its product DNA repair protein SMC6 (gene SMC6). NCBI's taxonomy places the organism in Eukaryota, Fungi, Ascomycota, Saccharomycetes, Saccharomycetales, Saccharomycetaceae. The transcript has a single exon. Gene Ontology annotation, cellular component: site of double-strand break; nucleus; Smc5-Smc6 complex. Gene Ontology annotation, biological process: double-strand break repair via homologous recombination. Bases 1 to 3306 code for a protein of 1101 amino acids. Gene Ontology annotation, molecular function: damaged DNA binding; single-stranded DNA binding; ATP hydrolysis activity. The record is from RefSeq and is a predicted model, not a curated record.